This is a messenger RNA of Camarhynchus parvulus, 3492 nucleotides long. It is a transcript of the gene DDX46, whose product is annotated as DEAD-box helicase 46. Bases 77 to 3208 code for a protein of 1043 amino acids. The record is from RefSeq and is a predicted model, not a curated record. Lineage: Eukaryota; Metazoa; Chordata; Aves; Passeriformes; Thraupidae. The transcript has 23 exons. Gene Ontology annotation, molecular function: RNA binding; ATP binding; RNA helicase activity.
GGGGCGGCGCUCCCCGCCGGGCUCUCGCGGUGCGGGCGCGGAAUGGCCGCCGCCGUGUAGCGGGAGCGCCGCCGCCAUGGGCCGCGAGUCCAGGCAUUACCGGAAGCGCUCUGCGUCCCGGGGCCGCUCCGGGAGCCGCUCCAGGAGCCGCUCCCCGUCGGACAAGAGGAAACGCGAGGACAGGCGCUCCAGGAGCCGCGAGCGGGACCGCAGGCGGGACAGGUCGCGCAGCAGGGACAAGAGAAGGUCACGCUCGAGGGACAGGAAGCGUCAAAGACGUUCAAGGAGUAGAGAAAGGGAACGGAGCCGAGAGAGGAGACGGUCCCGGAGCCGAGAGAGGAGGCGCUCACGGAGCAGGAGUAGAGGGAGACGCUCUCGAUCCUCCAGUCCAAGCAAGAACAGGAAAACAGAAAACAGAUCAAGAUCUAAAGAAAAGACAGAUGGUGUGGACAUUUCCAAAGAAAAGAAAAAGGACAAAGAUGACAAAGAGGAAGAGAAAGACAAAGAUGCUACCACAAAUGCUGUGGCCACUGAGAAUUUUGAUCAGAAUAAACUAGAGGAAGAAAUGAGAAAACGAAAAGAAAGAGUGGAGAAAUGGAGGGAAGAACAACGCAAGAAGGCAAUGGAAAACAUAGGAGAGCUAAAAAAAGAAAUUGAAGAGAUGAAACAGGGGAAAAAAUGGAGUUUAGAAGAUGAUGAUGAUGAUGAAGAGGAAACUGCAGAAGGAGAAAAAGAAGGCAAUGAGGUUGAAGAUGAGGAGUUAGAUCCUUUAGAUGCUUAUAUGGAAGAAGUAAAAGAAGAGGUCAAGAAGUUCAAUAUGAGAAGUGUGAAAGGUGGAGGUGGGAGUGAAAAGAAAACUGGACCAACUGUUACCAAGGUGGUAACUGUGGUGACAACCAAAAAGGCAUCUGCUGAGUCAGAAAAGAAGAAAGGGGAACUCAUGGAGAAUGACCAAGAUGCAAUGGAGUAUUCCUCAGAAGAGGAGGAAGUUGACCUUCAGACUGCCCUGACUGGCUAUCAGACCAAGCAGAGAAAGCUGCUAGAACCAGUGGAUCAUGGAAAGAUAGAAUAUGAACCUUUCAGGAAAAACUUCUAUGUUGAAGUUCCAGAACUAGCUAAAAUGACUCAAGAAGAGGUCAAUGUGUACAGGCUGGAGCUGGAGGGAAUUACAGUCAAGGGAAAAGGCUGUCCCAAACCAAUAAAAACCUGGGUACAAUGUGGUAUUUCCAUGAAGAUUCUCACUGCCCUCAAAAAACAUGGCUAUGAAAAGCCCACUCCAAUUCAAACCCAGGCUAUCCCAGCAAUUAUGAACGGACGGGAUUUGAUUGGCAUUGCUAAAACAGGAAGUGGAAAAACUAUUGCAUUUCUGUUGCCUAUGUUCAGACACAUUAUGGAUCAGAGAGCAUUAGAAGAAGGAGAAGGUCCCAUAGCUGUCAUUAUGACACCUACACGUGAGUUGGCUUUGCAGAUAACCAAGGAGUGCAAGAAAUUCUCAAAGACACUUGGGCUUCGAGUUGUCUGUGUUUAUGGAGGAACAGGAAUCAGUGAACAGAUAGCUGAACUCAAAAGAGGUGCUGAAAUUAUUGUUUGCACACCUGGACGUAUGAUUGACAUGUUAGCAGCUAACAAUGGUCGGGUGACAAACCUCCGUAGAGUCACGUACGUUGUACUUGAUGAAGCUGACAGAAUGUUUGACAUGGGGUUUGAGCCUCAGGUCAUGCGCAUUGUAGACAACGUCAGGCCUGACCGUCAGACUGUCAUGUUCUCUGCUACUUUCCCCAGAGCUAUGGAGGCCCUGGCUCGCAGGAUCCUCAGCAAACCCAUAGAGGUGCAGGUUGGAGGCAGAAGUGUUGUCUGUUCUGAUGUGGAGCAGCACGUGAUUGUCAUAGAAGAGGAGAAUAAAUUUCUGAAGUUGCUGGAGCUACUGGGACAUUAUCAGGAGAAAGGAUCUGUUAUCAUAUUUGUAGAUAAGCAAGAACACGCUGAUGGAUUGUUGAAAGAUUUAAUGAGGGCCUCUUAUCCUUGCUUGUCUCUCCAUGGAGGUAUUGAUCAGUAUGACAGAGACAGCAUCAUUAAUGACUUCAAGAAUGGAACCUGCAAACUUCUGGUGGCCACGUCUGUAGCAGCAAGGGGCUUGGAUGUGAAGCAGCUGAUGCUGGUGGUCAAUUACAGCUGUCCCAACCACUAUGAGGAUUAUGUGCACCGAGCCGGCCGCACUGGGAGAGCUGGCAAUAAAGGGUAUGCAUAUACAUUCAUUACUGAGGAUCAGGCACGUUAUGCUGGUGAUAUCAUUAAGGCUUUGGAAUUGUCUGGGAAUCCAAUUCCUCCUGAUUUGGAGAAGCUCUGGGCUGACUUCAAAGACCAACAGAAGGCUGAGGGAAAGUUGAUUAAAAAAAGCAGUGGAUUCUCUGGCAAAGGUUUUAAAUUCGAUGAAACAGAACAGGCUUUGGCUAAUGAAAGAAAGAAGCUACAAAAAGCAGCUCUUGGCUUGCAAGAUUCAGAUGAUGAAGAUACAGCUGUUGAUAUUGAUGAACAAAUUGAAAGCAUGUUCAAUUCAAAGAAAAGAGUAAAAGACAUGGCAGCACCAGGAACAUCAAAUGCUCCUACACCAUCAGCUGGAAAUGCAGAAAAAUUGGAAAUUGCUAAAAGAUUGGCUUUGAGAAUCAAUGCCCAGAAGAAUCUUGGAGCAGAGGCACAAGUCAUGGUUCCCUUCCACUUUAAGGAUGUGAUGCAGCAGGCUACAAAUGCUAUCCUGAGAGGAGGCACUAUUCAAGCUCCUACUGUGUCUGCCAAGACCAUUGCAGAGCAACUGGCUGAAAAAAUCAAUGCCAAGCUCAAUUAUGUACCCAUAGAGAAGCAGGAGGAAGAGAAACAGGAUGGAGGACAGAAUGAAUCCUUCAAGAGAUAUGAAGAAGAAUUAGAGAUCAAUGACUUCCCACAGACUGCCAGAUGGAAAGUUACCUCCAAAGAAGCACUGCAGAGAAUCAGUGAAUAUUCUGAAGCUGCCAUUACAAUCAGGGGAACUUACUUUCCUCCAGGCAAAGAACCCAAGGAAGGAGAACGAAAGAUUUAUUUGGCUAUAGAAAGUGCCAAUGAACUUGCUGUACAGAAAGCAAAGGCAGAAAUCACACGACUUAUAAAAGAGGAGCUCAUCAGAUUGCAAAAUUCUUACCAACCAACCAACAAAGGAAGAUACAAGGUUCUAUGAGCAUUUGGAGUUAUUUGUUUGCUCACAGCUGGUGCGUGAAACUUUGUGGCUUCUGUUGUUUUUGCUGUUUACACUGCUUAUUGUAAAUUAAGAAAAUUUUUUAUUUCAUCUUGCGGACAUUUUUUUAACAGAAAAUUGAUACUUGCUGAAGCAUCUUAAUUCUCUCCACUAAAGUUAUCAGUCUUAAAGCCAGACCAGUUUUGGUGGAACAUGAUUUAAUUUGAAAGUGCAGUUUAUACACUUUUCAUCAUAAAGAAUAUGAAAUAAACUGACUUUUUUUUUGA